GUCCUCGCAGUACCAUGAGCCACACCUCUCUCUGGGCACAGAGGAAAGCAGGAGAACACUGUGACUGUGUCAUCAAAUGGUUUGUGAUUGGGGUUCUCUUAUUCUUCAGGGUCUUCUUUGGACAAUUCUGAAAUAUGCAAACUUGCACUAAGUUUUUCCCAUGGCUGUUGCGUGACUUGAGACGGAACACGUAUCUCCUUGAUCCUUUUCCAAGCCCACGGAUUUAAACACAAUCAGGGAUUUAACAUGAGCAUCCUAUUGUGGAGAUGUGUUUUCUACUCUGCUGUAUUUAGUUUAAUGGUCAUAUUUCUGGACAUAAAGACAGAUGCAACAAUGGAAGGUUCCUCUAUGGGAUACCUUGAUCUGCCUUAUACUCAGGAGCCUGUAGCGUUUCCACGCAUCGCUCGAAUAUCUGAGGUGAAGCCAUCUCUUGAGGGCCAUGCGGUUACCUCUCGACGAAAAAGGAACAUCCUUUUCCCAAGUGGAGUCAGACUGUGCGCACAAGAGACCGCCGAGCAAGUGGUUGCAAACCAUCUGAGCUAUUUUCAUCUCAGGGUGUGCCAGGAGACCAUAUGGGAGGCAUUUAAGAUCUUCUGGGACCGCCUCCCGGAGCAAGAAGAAUACCAAAGCUGGAUGAGUCAAUGUCAGGAGGGCACAGUCACAGCACGAGAUAUUGGCAGCUACUUUAGUAAGUCAGAGGAGCAUCAGACUCUGGCUAAAAAGAGAAUGUCGCUGCCGCCUGUGUUUUGUAAAUGUGUCAUUCUUACCAUCUGUAGUGAGCCCACCAGGUCCUGGCAACAUAUGUGCAGCACUCCAACACCGGACACGCCCGAAUCAGUUGAAGCUCCUGAGCUAGAAGACAAGGAGGAGGAUUCUGCUGCCAUACCAGCAUUGGAGGAGAGUCCUCUUUACAAUGAUAUAACCGUGCAACCUCCUACUCCCGCUCCGCUGGAGCAGGUGGUGGAGCUAAGCAUCCACUUGACCGGAGAAAUGUACAAUGACAGCCUUGCUGAUCCAGCCAGCCUCCAGUACCAAACACUCAGCAGACAACUUGCUGAAAAGUUAGAGGAUGCUCUGGAGGGGCUUCCUGGAUUUAAAAGCGUGUCUGUAGUUGACUUCAGGUUAGGUGGUGUGGUGGUGGACUAUGCUGUCACAGUGGUGGUGAAUGGAGCAGGAGUGAGCAGUGAACAACUGGACUACUUGACCCUACAGCUGAACCAAGUGGAAAACUCAUAUCGGGAGAUCAAGGAGCCCCCCACGGUGGUCUACACCAUCAGCGCCCUAGAUAACAAUGAGCUGGAGAGUGUGUCUGAGGUUCCUCAGUCUGUCAACACUGAAGACGGAGCCGUGGUCAGUGCUGUUGAUGAGCCGCCAGAGAUCUUGACCCGGGAAGAGGACGUCAAAGGUGACCUCGUGCCAGAAGCUUCAGAAACCAACACACUGGCAACAUCAGAAAAUAAUGUCAUUGUUUUAGAGGAGAGUGAAGUCCUGAUUUCUCCUGCUCUUGUCCCGACCUUCCGUAUACCAGAAGCUGCCGGGAUUGAGGAGGAGGGUCUACUGCUAGAGGAUACAGUGCAGAUUCCUUCUGUAGAACCUCCUCCACCUGAAGAACUCCCACCUGAGCUGCCAGGGAGCAUCAUGCUGCCUGAACCACCAGUAGAAAUCGAGGCCUCUGGUUUAGUUCCUGAUGUCUUGGAACCAUCUACAACCACUCCAGAAGAGGGGGAAGUGUCCCUUGAGGAGACUGCUACAGAAGAUGAGGUGAAAACUGAAGAAAUUACCAUACAUGCAGAUGUUACAUCUGGAGCAGAGGAAGACAAAUUUGAAUCUGUUGUUGUAACUGUGGAAGAUGAAAAUCUGGAUGAAGUUGUUGCGAUUAUAGAGGACCUUGAGAUCUCUGCUGUCAUUACCGAAACCAUAGAAGAACAGGGUCUGCCUGCCCAAAUCCCAAUUCCAGAUGCUGUAGAUAUAACUAGUGAACAACUGCAGCCAGAGGCAGCAGAGACGGGCCUUCUUCCUGUUGGUGAGGGAACACCAGAAGAGUCUAACGUUGCAGAUAUUAUACCUGCUAAUGAGGACGUUACCCCCGCAAAGCCUGAGGAUGCAGCCAUUCAUGUGGUGUUGGCCAGCUCUGAGGAACCUGUAUUUGAUGAAGAUGGCUUGGAGGAAUACAGAAAUGAAGGACAGGAGAUAACGGAAGAGGCUGUGCCUGAAGCUCCGGUUGUAGUGGAAGUGGCUCCAGAAACUCCAGAGAUCUCAACAGAAGAUCUUACAGAUGAUGAAAUCUUACUGGUAAACAAAGAUGUUCCAGAACCACCAGUUACAGAUUCUCCGAGCCCCGCCGAACCCACUGCCCUGUCUCCAGAGAGGGAGUCACCUUUUACCCGUAUUGCUGAUAUUAAUCCUGAUUUUGAUGCUGAGCCUGACGCAGACAUCCCUUCACUGGUGGAGAUCCAGACCACUAUCAAAGAUGUGGAUGAUACCACCGCUGGAGACCAUGAUUAUAAUGUGGUUCAGUAUGGUUAUGGUUUGGUUAACCACACAGAGGAGGGCAGCACUGGAUUCCCGAUAGGUGGGGGCCAUGGCACAGACCAGGCCAGUAUUGCAAUGCCUGUAAACCCCGGGCGAGCAUUGAUGGUUUUCUUUAGCCUGAGGGUCACCAACAUGAUCUUCUCAGAGGAUCUCUUUAACAAGAGUUCCCCAGAGUACAAGGCUCUGGAGCAACGCUUCCUUGAACUGCUUGUGCCCUACCUGCAAUCCAAUCUGAGUCACUUUGAGAACCUGGAGAUCCUGAACUUCAGGAAUGGGAGCAUUGUAGUCAACAGCCGGAUGAAAUUUGGGAAGCCUGUGGCUCGUGGCGUCACAACAACUGUCUACUUGAUUUUGGAGGACUUCUGUAAUACAGCCUACCAGACCAUGAACCUGGCCAUUGAGUACUCGCUGGAUGUUGAGUCAGGUGACCAGGCUGACCCCUGCAAGUUCCAGGCCUGUAACGAGUAUGCUGAGUGUAAAGUAAACAAGUGGUCCGGGGAAGCAGAGUGCGUCUAUGCUGGGUAUUUCAGUGUGGAUGGCCUGCCCUGUCAGAGUAUCUGUGAGCUGCAGACUGACUUUUGCCUCAAUGACGGCAAAUGUGACGUCAUCCCCGGCCAGGGAGCCAUCUGCAGGUGUCGCGUCGGGGAGAACUGGUGGUACAGAGGAGAACACUGUGAGGAGUACGUAUCUGAGCCCUGGUUUCGGAAUAGCGAUUGCCUCUGUAGCGGCUUCCUAUUGGUGGCUUCUGGAGUCAUCUUCUUCCUGGCCAGGACGUUACGGGAUCAGUAUGACAAGGAUGAGUCAGAGGACCCCAUACGGCGAGUAGAGAGUCUCCCAUCUUUAGAGAGGGCGACCAAGUACAACCCCAUGUAUGAGAGUGAGGCGACCACAGGCUACAGUCACUACUACCGCCGCUAUCCUGAAGCUCCUGUGUACAGCAGUGCCAGCGCCGAGGCCUCCACUGACUUCAGCAGCGAGGAGAUACGACACAUUUAUGAGAACAGCGAACUGACCAGGGAGGAAAUCCAAGACAGGAUACGCAUCAUUGAGCUCUACGCUAAGGACCGGCAGUUUGCAGACUUCGUACGGCAGCACCAAGCUGUCCUGGAUACCCAUACGGAGAGCUCCUCUACACAGAUAUGAAGCUGUCCUGUGAACAACAAGAAACAUGCCACUGUUUCAAAACGUCAAAGCUCCCCGUCAAGGCUGUCAUCGUUUCUUUGCCACAAUUCUCAGAGCCUGCACUGUGCUGUUCAAAAUGGACUGUCUCACAGCACGAUUCUCUUACAAUCUCCACAAUGAGUCUGCGUCCGUCUCUGCCCGUGAGAGGGCAGAGGUGUUGAUGCUUCUUCCUCUGCCCUCUGUGCCUUCGCUCAACUGGGUGAGCUUGCUGUGACAUCACGGGAUGUGUUGGCUGCUUAUUUACUUGGACAUUUCCCUGCAGGGAAAAGUGGACUGCAUCCUGUUACUUGAAAUUUUGACUGUCAAAUUGCACCAAGUAGAAUUUUUAUGUAGUUUGGUGUAUUGGAUUCCUUUCAUCAUGCAUAUCCGUCCAUUCUUAAAAGGGAAGAACAUAAAGUGUGAACAUAUAUGUAUUGUGUAUAUAUAUAGCUGAACUAAUGUUUGCUAGGGGAGAUUUUUCUCUUUACAGUAGACAUUCUCAGAGAAAUAUUGAGAGAGCGACCUUUUUUUUUUAGUAAAUGGUGCUAUUUGAAUUUAAAAUACUCUUUGAAAUAUGUGAUUCACUUUUACAAUUUAAAAGCUACACCAAUUAAUCAGUUAUGUAUAUUUGGAUAGUACUAUACAUUAAAAGGAUAGUUCAGGAUUUUGGGAUGUACACUUUCUCAGUUUCUGGCAGGAUUUAACUCGCCACGUAGAAUUUAACAUAUAAACUCAACAGGAGCAAAUCAGCAGUGUUUCAUUUAUAGAUUCAUUCAUUUCUUCCGGGAAAGAUUCAGAAUAAGGUCGCUGAGGAACUGCAGAGCUUCAAACCUCCUCUGGCAUUAACAUCAGCACAGAAACUGUGUUCUGGGAACUUGGUGUCAUGGGUUUCCAUGGCUGAGCAGCUGCUAUAGGUGUAAUGUGUAGGUGGUCCACUAGUUUUGUCCACAUAGUGUAUAUGAAUAUAGAAGAUUUGUUUAAUUUAACAGCUCUCUGUAGAAAUUAUGCUUCUUUAUGUGUGUCAAUGAACAAAAACAUAAAAAAAGUGAAGGUCAUCAUCAUUUGAAAACACUUCCAUUGUGGAUUUGCCUUUAGAGAUGCUCCAGACAGAGCCAAGCAAUGGGUUUUUGCUUAUAUUCAGAUAUUAAAGAAUUAUUCAUUUUCCUAUCUAAAUCUACUCCAGAAACAAUGUAUGUGACAAAAUGUCAAACUAUUCCUUUAAGGUGGCCAAACGUAGCAAUCUUGUAAGUGUUAGACUUUCUGUUUCUCAUCAUAUAUGACAAACUUUGGUGUUUGUUUAUAAUGUAUGACAAGAGGCAGACAAGAAUGAAAAAACUACGGUGGGGGAAGAAAGGCAGAGAGCACAAACCUUCUACAGCUCUGGGAUCCAGAAAUAAGUGAAAACACGUUUCAGUGAAGAAAUGCUCCAAGGCAAGCGGCCCAGGGAUUUGACCAAAUGGUGUGCUUUCAGAUGUCAAAUGCAAUGCAACUGGAAGAACAGGAAAACUAGGGAAAGCAAACUGAUAAACAACAUAUGCUUUCUGGAAAGAUGACCUCAAGCUGUGUCUUCUGCUGAAAGAAACUGCGCAGUUACCAGCAAUUUUUAAAAAGUGUUCUGUCCUUUGUCUACCUAUUUGACUGUGAUAGUUCUCCUUAGUCUGAAACCUUCUGACAGAUUCCAGUGCUUUCUUUGGUAUUUUCAUCUGUUCCUCUCUAGAUUUGUUGGAUUUCACCCUUCUCGUUCCUUGAGAGGAUCCUCAUAGAUGCAGUUCAGCUUUUUCUUCUUUUUUAUUGUCAGCCAGUUUAUCUGCUCAUUUUGUUAUAGGAGUCCACAAUAACAUAAUGUCCUAGCUUCUUGUUUACAUGGCACAUUUCCUAUCCUCCAUUCUUCUAUUACAUCUCUACAUAAACACUGGUGAAACAGACUCUUAUGAUACUGUCAUGCCUUUCGCAACUUAUGUUCAAUUUCAUUUGUAUAUGUAUGCUAUUUUUUGUCUGCAUACAGUUUUUGUCACCAUCAUUUGAACAUCUGCCACAUGGACAAACAAGCCAAUCAUCACAUACAGUGUCCUGUCACAAAAAUAGCAGCUGUACUCUAGGAUGUAAAUCGUGUGUGCUUCCAGUCUUUUAACAUGUGAACUUUUUUUUUUUUUUUUUUAUACUGAUGACACCAUGUUAAC
Molecule: messenger RNA, 5873 nt
Organism: Archocentrus centrarchus (flier cichlid)
Lineage: Eukaryota; Metazoa; Chordata; Actinopteri; Cichliformes; Cichlidae
Gene: impg2a
Product: interphotoreceptor matrix proteoglycan 2a
Biological process (GO): visual perception
Molecular function (GO): heparin binding; hyaluronic acid binding
Source: RefSeq, a predicted model, not a curated record